AUGACCCAGUCUUCUUGGGCCCAACAGGCAACGGACCGCUUCUUUAGCGGCCGCAAAUCGCCAUCGCAGAUACAAUGUGACGAAAUUGCACAAUCGGUUUCUGGCGCGUCGACGGUUAGCCCCGUGGAUAGCCCAGGCUCAAUGAGCUACACCAUCGUCUGCAGUGGGCGCCCUGAGCCACAACAAGAUCUCAUUGUAUCCUUCAGAGAACCGGGGGCCAUGCUCGACGAGGAGAUGGUGAAGUUGGCCAAAGAGAUUCACGGCGACCUUGUGCCAGAGUCGACCUGUCACGGCAACGUGGAGGGAGCCGAUCCACCGUUAUCCAUCUACUCCAUGCCCUAUCUGCGAGGCUCAUCCUGUAUUGAAGUCCUGGCUUUUCAGGUGGAAAUGGAUCCUGAAGAAGAAGCCAAGCAUGGAGUCUUUGUCAAACACCUGGCUCGGUACUUUGCACGAUGUUGGUCCAGCUCUCGGCCGGUUGACCGUCAAACCCAAGCAGAGAAGCAAGAAGGAAUCCGUAAAAGACUCGCCCGGCUGGCGGAAGAAUCACCAUCGUCCAUUCUGUCGAACUCGAUGCUGUCUAAGCUCAUUGAGAACCUUCCCUUACUCUUCAGUCAAGAUUACCCACAAGUCCUCACGCAUGGCGACUUCUCAGUAACGAACAUUCUAGUCGAUGAGAACAAGUUCGAAAUCACAGGCAUCGUCGAUUGGUCUCUGGCGGCGGUUAUGCCCUUCGGAAUGGAUUUGGACAUCCUCUUCUUAACCACAGGGUUCAUGACCCAAGACGGCUGGCAUGACUAUGCAUGUAAGCUGCUGCUGCGAGACACCUUCUGGAAGGAGUUCUGGGCUGCCUCUGGGAUCGAAGGGGAGGAACGUCGGGGUAGAACGCAGGGUCUGGCUGAAGCUGCAGGCCAGAUUGGCGCAAUUCUCCGAUUAGCAUUCCGGCGUAACGCUGAUGGGUCACCAUCUGAAGAGGUUUUGAUGUCAGGAAGCAGAAUGAAACAGCUGAGGGCGUGGUUUGGCGAACAAGCGGCAAGACUUACCUGA
Molecule: messenger RNA, 1044 nt
Organism: Fusarium redolens
Lineage: Eukaryota; Fungi; Ascomycota; Sordariomycetes; Hypocreales; Nectriaceae
Exons: 2
Coding region: 1-1044 (347 amino acids)
Source: RefSeq, a predicted model, not a curated record